Spinacia oleracea (spinach) is the source of this 1490-nucleotide messenger RNA. RefSeq lists its product as uncharacterized. The transcript is spliced from 6 exons. Lineage: Eukaryota; Viridiplantae; Streptophyta; Magnoliopsida; Caryophyllales; Amaranthaceae. The coding region runs from base 160 to 963 and encodes 267 amino acids. The record is from RefSeq and is a predicted model, not a curated record.
AAUGUUUUCUCUUGUUUUGAGCUGCAAAAAAAAAGGAAAAAAAAAGGACAAAAAAGUAGUUCUUCCCUCAAAAAAUGAAAAAAAGUAAAAGUUGUUCUUGGGAAUUCAAUUAUUUUACAAACCCAAAUUUCAUUCCUCUUCUUUGGCCGUGAAAUUGACAUGGGUUAUCUUCCUCAUCUUGCCACCUUCUUUACCCUAAUCAACCUACUCAUCUUCCAUGGGUUUUCAGAGGUGAUUCAUGAAGACGGGUACACAGUGACAACAGUUUUUGAUGGCAACAAAAACAAACUCAAUAUUAAUCCUCACUCAGUGGCACCACGCCCAGGAUUCAAUGAUCUCCUUCUCCUUGAUUCAUCCAACAGUGUUUUCUACACUGUUUCUCUUCCACUUUCCCAAGAGAGUUUGGUGAAGAAGUUUUCUGGAAAUGGGGUGUCCAAGUACUCUGAUGGUGAUGCAAGUUCAGCUACUUUUAACAAACCCAGAAGCUUUACUAUGGAUUUCAAGGGGAAUGUAUAUGUUGCCGAUAGGAGCAAUUAUGCUGUUCGAAAGAUUAGUCCUUCAGGUGUCACUACUAUUGCGGGAGGUUACCCAAAGCCUGGUCGUGCUGAUGGCCCUGGAAAAAAUGCAACUUUUUCUCCAGAUUUUGAGCUAAGCUUUGUUCCUGAGAUGUGCGCCCUGCUGAUUUUGGACCACGGGAAUAAAUUAAUCCGCCAGAUUGAUCUGAAGCAGAAGGAUUGUGUUUACUCUCGAUCUGGUACUUUGAGGUCCACUACAGUAUGGGUAGCAGCAAUUGCAAUUUCAUGCUUGGUUGGGUUGCUAGUUGGAUUUGCAGUCCGUCCUUACAUAAUUCGGACUACAGGAAGUAUACAAACUCCUCAACAACAGCAAGUCAUGGACAUCUUACCGAAUGAAUCUGGGGAGAACACUGAUGCACUUCUUCGGCAGCAGAAGCGCACUUGUUAGUUCAGCAGUCAGAUUUUUGAGGCAACUUAUUAUGCCCUUUUUUACUCUUCUAUCCCUUAUGUUUAGCUUUAUGAUGAAGAGCUUUUAUCCUAGUUCUACUUCUAGUGUUGUAUGUAAGGAGUAUGUUUCUCUGUUAGAUUCUGACAACUCGAGUAGUAGUUCUGAGUGUGUUUUGUCUCGAAAAUAUGCUGACCAGUUGAAGGAUUUGAUCGUUUUUAAUGGAGAUUUAGGGUCAUUGAACAUGAGUAAUAAGCACGAAGAUGUGACGGAGAGAGAUGAACACCAUCAUGGAAAGAUUGAAACUCUGAUCAAAGCUAAUAUGGAAAACUUCAAUGUGGAUGCACCGGCUGUAUUUCAGGAAGCCUUCCUUGGGGUCUCUACCGUAGUCAAGAGGAGAUGAACUAUUUUUUUUUAAUUGGCUGUUGUAAAUGAAUGUCUACUUUUCUGUCGCUUUCUUAAAUGACAUUCUCUUUGUAUCACACUCUCCAAUUUCAUAUUAGAUGAUUUAAUCACAUUUUCCAAUUUCA